ACCCGGUGGAGAUUUAUCCGGGAUUUCACCCAAAAACAGCCCCUCACCAAGCUAUCACUUUCAUUUCUUCUUUUCUCUGCGUGGAGGAGGAAGCGAGAAUUACAAGCAAGUCAUAAUAUUUUUUCUUUUCUCGUUCCUUUUUUCCCCCCCUCUAUUUGAAUCACACUUCUUAUCUUCUUAGCUAAUAUUUCGCUUUACGAACCAAAUCCAGUAAGAGGCGCUGGUUAGCCGCUCCGCUUAACUCAAACCUCCCAUCAGUCUAUUCCAUUUUCCCUCUCCGUAUUAGCUUGCUAACUUACCCAGGCGACGGUAACUCUGUCCCUCCAUCUGCGCGCCGACAUGCCGGAGUACCUGGAGGACCCGUCUGUGCUCACUAAGGACAGGCUGAAGAGCGAGCUGCUGGCCAACAACGUGGAGCUUCCGAGCGGCAAUCCGACCAAGGACGUGUACGUGCAGCUGUAUCUGAAGAACCUGACCGCUCAGAACAAGAAGCAUGUCACGGCCCCGAGUUUGGACGCCUUCUCCAGCGACGAGGAGCUGCCGCCGCCCGUGGUCUCCAACAGAAGUCGCUCGUCCGGCAGAAAAGCCACCAGGAAAACAGACAAGGUUCGGCCGGUCGAGCUGGAUGUGACUGCGCUGACCGACGAGGGCCUGAGGGACGAGCUGCUCAAGCACGGAGUGGAUGCGGGGCCCAUCGUGGCUUCCACCCGUAAGCUGUACGAGAAGAAACUGCAGAAGCUGCUGGACGAAGGCCCCGCGCAGCCACCGCUGCCGCAGCUGGUGCUCACCAACAUACAGGUCAACCACAACGGCAACUCUGAAUCAGACCUGUACAGUGACAAGGAGGAUGAAGGGACAACAGUGCCAGAACCAGAGCCCGUGGCAGAACCCGAACCAGCUCCUCAGACGGAGAGACCGGUGAGGAGCCGAGGGAAGACGCCCGUCACCGCCCGCACCCGCAGCAGCCAGCACCACACGGUGGAGAAGAUCACAGCCAGUGAACAAAACCCAAAGGUGGAGGAGAACGAUGUUCUGAAGGAGCUGUUCCCCAAUGACAUUAACAGCCCAACAGGAAUCACCGCCACCUGUCGACGACCCAUCCGAGGAGCCGCCGGCCGCCCACUGAAGUCCAGCGACCUGUGGAACAACGAAAACUGCCUCUUCUCCCCAAAAACCACCAAGACCAGCAGCUUCUCGUCCUCUUACACAGAGAGCCGCACUGUCAACAGAGUCACCGGCCUGCCCCCUUCCACCCCUUCCAACACCUUCACCUCCUCUACCACAGCCUCCUCCUCCUCUUCCUCCCCCUCCUCCUAUUCCUCCUCCUCUUCUUCCAGGCUUCUGACUGCAGCUCCCCCUGCAGGUCAGGCCAAAGCAGCACGCCGCCGUUCAUCUCUGUGGAUUAAGCUGUUCCUGCUGGCCAUUGUGGCUGCUUUCCUGUUCAUGGUUUACCAAGCCAUGGAGACCAACAUGAUCGGCCCAUUUAUAGCCCAAACAGGCAAAGAAUCGACCAGUGGCAGCACCGCGUAGAGAGCACAGGAAAUGUCUGAGGGGGGGAAAGAGGAGCCUGUCUGCUUCUACUUUUUCGUUAAGUGUGAAUCUUCAUUGUAGCCAUUUUGUUCACGGGUGCUGUGAAAUUACCUCUGACAUCAUCGCCCGUUUUGUCCUCAAGUUUUCUAUCUUUAUUUUUUUUUCCCCCCCUUUGUCUCUAAAUCCCUUUUCACUGAAUUCCUAAACACGUAGCCGUUUCAGUGACUCUUCAAGGAAUCUCCCAUGACCAUGUUGUGAAAGGACAGUACCGCGUCUGCUGUUGUUUCAGUCCACCCUCGACCUCGCCGUCUGUGAGGUCACAACAAAGCCAGCCACUAAAUCAACUUUGAGAAACACAAACACAGGAGAUUUCAUAGAAAUGUGGACUCACUUUUUAUUACUGUGUUUUGUUUUGCUUUGUUUUGUUUUUUUUUUCAAACUUGCAUGGUGUGUGUGUGUGUGCGAGUGUGUGCGUGUUUGUACUGAAUGUGUGCGGUUGAGAUAUUUUUUGAGAAAAAUUUUUUCUUUUUUCACACUUUGCCUUAGUGUCUUUCUCUGUCAUUAACAUCCUUGAAGAUGGAAUUUGAACCUAUAUAAUUUUGUUUUGUACUUUACUUGACCGUCUUUGUUAAUGAGACAGGGAGGCUUGUUAUUAUAAUCCAAAUGCUUCUAAAUCUUCUUGAAACCUAAGCCAAUAUUUUCUUAAUGUCCUCUUAUAAUAAAAUUGAAUGUCCCAGUGUAUUCUACUUAAUUAUGUAUUCACUGUCACAAAUAUGAAAUAUCCACUCAAUAAACUAUUGUUGUUACUGUACCUGAAA
Messenger RNA from Toxotes jaculatrix (banded archerfish), 2348 nucleotides. RefSeq names its product thymopoietin a (gene tmpoa). The transcript is spliced from 6 exons. The record is from RefSeq and is a predicted model, not a curated record. Lineage: Eukaryota; Metazoa; Chordata; Actinopteri; Toxotidae. The coding region runs from base 340 to 1530 and encodes 396 amino acids. Gene Ontology annotation, molecular function: DNA binding.